GAUGCUAGGUAUGCUACUCCAACCAUAAUUUUAGGGCACCUUGGUUUUUUGCCGUCCUCUCACUUUGUCUAGCCUUUUGUUACCUGGAUUUGCCUUAAAUGUAACCUUGCAAUAGAGCUCCAUUAGUCACUUCCAAUGAAUGGGUAGUUGCAUUUAGUGAUAAGGGUUUUUGUGAAGGUUGUUUGAUCUAAGUUUUUAAAGUGCACUUUAAUAAAAGUGUUUAAUCAUGCUGCACUUAAAUUCAAGAGUGUACCAUGAUGGAGACAGUCAGUUUGGUGUCUUUUUCUUUCAGCAGUGCAUCAAUUUUUACAGGAAAUGGCAGUCCUGUUCAUACACAAAAGGGGAUGAAUAGCAAGGAUUAUUUUGAAUGACUUUCAAUUUUUAUGAUGUGUCAAGAAAAGACAGCUUUGUGAUCAAGCUUUUUUGGACCCUAAUAUGAGGAAUUAUACACAGCCCCUGCUAAAUUUGAGGGAGCUAGGAUAAAUAUUUGCUGCUCUGUAGAUGAAUGAUGCAAAGUCAUAGGCAAACGUGAAUACAUGGUGGAAUGGGAAGAAGAGGAUGGCCUUAUCGAAUUUAUUUCCUGAUAAUGUGCAUGUUCUACAUGCUAAUGGUCUUUGUUUUCCACGGCCAGCUUCAGCUCGAGAUCCUACAGAACAAGCAGAUGAGAGGCAUUGUAAGACAUGUUCACUCGGCCCUGCUCAGAUUCAAUGAUAGCUCUGUUAAUGCCAAUGGACUGAGAAGGGAUUUGUCUGACUUUAAGGUUCGUAGUGAGUCAUUCUAUAGAGGGCCAUCAUGGCCUCCUACAGACGAUUGCUUCGUUUCUCCAAAGAAUACGGAAUACACAUUCCAGACGGUGCUUCCUAAUGUUCUGUAUGUUUACUCGGCUUACUUGGAUGAAAGAACUAGUCAGGCUUAUGUCAGGGUCAUGGCCAUUCUUGCCAGAAAGAAAAAGGACAAGGUCAAAGUAACUUGUCAUUUUGGUGAUGGAGAGGGAACAAAUAUCAGUGCUAACGUAUAUGAAAUGUGUGAAAACCACAACAAAAUGAUGGGAGGAUACAUCUUUUCUUUCCCUGUGGAUAGAGGUUUAAAACCCUGCCAUGUUAUAAUUAAGGCCAAGGAAUCUGGUUCAGAUGAGGUGAAGACUGUGUCUAUGAAUGUAUCCAGGAUUUCUCCAAACUCCACACAGUACAGUUACGGCGUGUGCAUUCCCCCUCUCUUUGGAGAGGUCGAUAAAGCAAGACUUGUGGAAUUCAUCGAACUAAAUCAAUUAUUUGGUGCUCAGCAUUUUAUUUUUUAUGAUUUUCACAUAUCAAAAAACGAGACUAGAAAAGUCCUACAGUAUUACAUGGAGCGGGGUAUAGUGACUGUCAUUCCCUGGGGUGUACCGGGCGAGAUUAAGGACGCCUCCCUAUGGUACCACGGCCAGUUACUGGCUCAUAAUGACUGCAUGUUCCGCGCGAUGAGUCUCUUUAAUUUCAUGGUGCUACAAGACAUCGACGAGUACAUUGUGCCACACACGUCUCACAAACUCUGGUCGGAAGCCCUGUCCAAUCUGUUCCAAGACAGAGUUGCAGGGCUUAGCUUUCACAGUGCUUUCUUUGAUCCUGGGGAGUCGAGGGACCUGGUGACAAUAAAACAGUUGUCAAGAACUGCCAUGUACAGUAAAGUCAGAACCAAAGUCAUGAUAAAGCCGUCAAAGAUAUUCGAAGUUGGAAUUCAUCAUGUUAGCAAACCCCUAGGGGAGGAUCUAGAAAUUAAGACGGUGGAUACCAAAGUAGCCAAUCUACAUCACUAUAGAAAAUGUGUCAAAAAUUACGGCAUGAAAUGUGAUAAAUUUGAAGAGGAUAAAACUAUGCUCAAGUAUUCAAGUGUGCUAAAAAAUAGAUUUACUUAUAUUAUGAAUCUAACGUUAAUUUGACUCCUAGUACAUUUUUGAUUGUAUGUAUAAUGGCUCCCUAAAUAUUUUUUAUGCAUAAAAUCUGUUUAUUUAUUAUUAAUGAACUUUUUAAACAACAUUAAGCUGUGUUCAUGAAUGAUUUUGCCAUAAUACAAUAGCACUGUGUUGAUUUUCAUAGACUGUAAAUGACUUAUUUUUGUGUAAUUUUGUGUUUAUAAUAUUUUUUUUUUCAAAGAUACCUAUGCGAUAUGUGAAAAC
Molecule: messenger RNA, 2155 nt
Organism: Saccostrea cuccullata (small rock oyster)
Lineage: Eukaryota; Metazoa; Mollusca; Bivalvia; Ostreida; Ostreidae
Product: beta-1,4-galactosyltransferase galt-1-like
Exons: 2
Coding region: 545-1918 (457 amino acids)
Cellular component (GO): cytoplasm
Molecular function (GO): glycosyltransferase activity
Source: RefSeq, a predicted model, not a curated record